GACAAUUCAUAGAAUUAGUUGUCCUUGUGGCACCACCCCUGUUAUUAGAGCACAGACAAAUUAAAGUGCGAGUAUCAGAAAAGAAACUGAAGAUUUUAUUUUUAUUUAUCGCAUUGUUUGUUUGACUCGAGUCACUAUCAACAAAACUCGACGGUGGAUCAUCACCAUGCAUACGGUGGAAUAUUUUUCAAUUUUUGUUUAUUCGAGACCUCGACCGCCACCGUAAAAGAAAAAAAUAUAGCGAAGCGGAAGUUUCGGAAUAUGUGAACUUGGGUCUUCGGUAUCAAGUUUGAGCUGAAACAAACUUGAAAUGGACAAAGAAGGAGAGGAAAUUCCAGCUGUACCUGAAGAAAAUGUUGCUGUUUACGAUGGGAAUACAGAAUGCAGCGAUCCUGGUAGUAGAGAGGGACAUAAACCAGAUAACGGAUCUGAGGUUGUGGUCGAUCAAGCCAGUAGCAGCGGCCUGCAACCAGAUAACGAUGAAGGCCAGACUGGACCAGCCCCACCCAAGAGAACAACUAGCCAGACUGAAUUCAGAUCCAGAGGCCCAUCAGAGACAGAGGCAGGGAUCACCGAUGAAGAUGGUGGUAUCAAUAUUGUCAAACGACCUAGGUUACCAUCGGUCAAUUGUCCAGAGAAAAUUAUUAUCUGCUUAGACCUGGCCAGUGAGGUGAAUAGAGUACCUUUCCUGCAAAGAGAUGGGACUAAACACCUACCCAUAGAGUUGGUGAAAAGAGCAUUGAGUAUCUUUAUAAGAACUAAGAGUAGCAUUAACCCAAGACACCAGUUUGCAUUAGUGGUGCUCCAGGAAAGUGCUGUGUGGCUGCAAGACUUUACUUCUGAUGUGGAGGAGUUUCUCAAUGUAAUGUUUGAUCUGACCAGUGAGACACAGGAUUGCGAGUCAUGUGACCUUACAUCACUCUUUGAAACCAUCGCAAAUAAAGUAGAUCUACCAGUGAUUGAUGAUAUUGAAGUCUUGCCUCCUCCAUACGUCAUUAGAACUCUGUUUUUCUAUGGAAGGUCAGCUCUCAUUCCAGAGUUUAUCAGCGGUCGAGAAGCUCAAGUAGCCCUAUCAAAUUCACCAUAUUUCUUCUUUGAUGUCUUCUAUCUCCACGAAUCACCAUCGGAAGAAAACUAUUGCAAGGACAUCUAUGAUGUUUUCCUAGACCUUGACAAGAACAAUACGUCAUACAUCCAUGAGGUUGGACGGAUGAUACCACACCUUUACAACAAAAUGGCUUCAUUAGUGGCUCAUCCAUUACAGAGACCUGAACAAGUGUUUGCUUCAUACUCGCUGGAGAUAGAACAAUGAGGACAUUCCAAUGAAGGAAUGACAAAUUGGAAUCUUGAGGAAUCGUUCAUUGGCUAUGAUCAUCCACUAUAUGACAAUGACAAUAUUCCAAAGAUGAGUUAAAACAUGAACAAUUGUUUGCCUCAUACUUGCUAGACAAAACAGUGAGAACAUUCCAAUGAGGAGUGGACAACGUGUAAUCUUCGGGAUCAGUUCUUCAUUAGUGGCGCACCAGUGCAGAGACCUGAACUAGUGUUUGCUUCAUACUCGCUGGAGAUAGAACAAUGAGGACAUUCCAAUGAGGAGUUAACAACAUGGAAUCUUGAGGAACUGUUCAUUGCCUUUGAUCAUCCACAGAAAUUGUUAACCUUUACUGUUCGCCUUUGCAAGAUAGCUUCAUUGGUGAUUCAUCUAUUAUACAGACCUGAAGAGGGGUUGUUAGUGUUGGAUCAUCUAUCUGAAUAAGUUAUAAGGUGAUCAUUGUAUGUAUCCUGGAUCUGGAACAGAGGCAGGUCAUUCUUUUAUUUGAGGAUUGUACCCAUUUCUUUUGUCACUGAUCUCCAGAAGAAGUCAUUUCAAGUCAGUCUGAUAUUUUCAGUACAUAGUACAGUCAUCCAGUUUACAUCUGGGUUAAUACUGGAAAAAGACAUAUUAGCAUCUUGCCAAAAGAUAAUACUACUGCAGUGUGAUUGAAGCCUUUUUUUAUUAUGUUCACAAUCCGGCAACUCACCUACUGAUACAGCACAUCCUUCAGUGAUUUCCUACCUUAUUGGCAUAUACUGUCAAGGUAUUGUUACAAAUCACAAAGUACUGUUUUUCACUUUUCUAGUGAAAGCAGGAUCAGUGUUUUUAUGUGUCCCAUGAUCUGUUUUUAUCAUUGAUUUUGAAUACAGUACUCAAUAUUUCAUAUAUUGCAUCUUUAGUUUGUUUUUCAUGCCUACUGUAUGUGAUUGGUGGAGGCAUUAUAUUUUGCUAAUACAUUGCUAAAUUUCAGACUCAUGAAAUACAUACGUGUAUGAGGAAACAUUAUUUUGAAUUUCACAUUAUGUUUGCAGUUGAUAAAUAGGAACCAUCGGGGGUCCGUUGCAGAAAGAGUUGCGUUUAACACAAGUCUAAAAAUCAAUCGCAAGUCCCAAAUGCGUGCUGUUGAUUGGUUGAAAAUCAAGUUGCGAUUUUUAUGAUUUUUAGAGUUGCGAUUGAUUGCAACUCUUUAUGCAACGGGCCCCUGGUCAAACAUUGUAAAUUAGGGUAGCAAACAACAGCUUUCAUUUCAGAUAAAAGGGCGAAUAGAGUUGGAUAAAAUUUUGACUUUUUGAAGGUGAAUGUCAAAGUUACUUAAGUUACAGUAUUAGACCCCUGUUACAUCUGAAAGUUUCCUACCCGAGACCCGACCGAGUCCACUUGCAACCUUGACUGGAUUAUUGGUGGAUUAGCUUCGGGAACGGACCGAGUCCGAAAUGUGGUCUGUUUACAUCACAGCGUUCAUUCCCUCCCCUAUCGGUACGGUUUCGAGCGGUAUCCGAUUGCUGACAUCAAAGGGCGCUCUCGAUCUAGGCUCUGAAUAAUUUGCGCGCUAAUUGAAGUUGUUUACAUGUGCCGAUCAUUUCCAGAGAGAGUCGAAACGACUCUUUACCUUAACCCCAGAUUCUGGAAGAAUGCUGAUAAUCCCAGCAGUCGUUGAAGAUAUGAUCGACUUGAAAAGGAUACAUUUAAAAUGCUUCCUUCUUUCCACUCAAAUCAAAGACUUUAUCAAUCACAUGUCGCAUGCCACAAAACAUUCGAAGAACGACGGGGCUGGGGAGGGGAUAGGGCGCGCUAUGACGUAAUUUGACAGCUGGCGAAUGGACCGAGAUAGGUUAGAAAGCUUGUGUGCGUUUACAUCUACAAAUCGGUGGACCGGGGCCGGCCCGAUACCUUCCCGAGACUACCUCUGGAUGUGGUCUCGGGUAGGUUCGCUAAAAGGUGGCCCGAGGUAGGUUUGGGAUGUUUACAUCUGAUUUCUUUCCGACCCGAGGUAGGCCCCGGGCCGGCCCGAGGUAGGGAAUCUCUCAGAUGUAACAGGGGUCUUAGACCUUAUGCAUCAUGAUCUCAUUACUCCCUUCCCCGAAGGUUAUAGUGUAGGAAUAUGCGUAAGCGGAGUUGUCAGAGAUGCGCCAGCUGCAGAACACCAAUGCACACAAGGCAAUGGCACUAACCGCUUACUAGAUGGCAGCACAAUCACGUCAAUGCAUAAGGUCUAUAGGCGAGGAGGAUGAAGACUGUAGACAUGGAGGAGCUAAAUGGAGCUUUAAAAAACGGAUUAUGUUCAUUCUUGAUAUGUGCGGGGAAGAGAACCUUUGCUUGGGUAGUGCCAAGGGCGGUGUCCAAAAAUAUUGCUGCUGUUGUUUAUAGAGAAAUACCGAGAGUGAUCAUGGUCAGAAUUCUCUUUGAUACAUCAUAUGAACGAGUCAUUUAUUUAGACUCCCCAAUGUAUAUUUACUUUAUAUAUGUAUGUGUUUGUUUUAUAUUCAAUAAAAUUGAAUUUAAGAAAAGAAA
Lytechinus pictus (painted urchin) is the source of this 3826-nucleotide messenger RNA. Its product is annotated as BRISC and BRCA1-A complex member 1-like. The transcript has 9 exons. Gene Ontology annotation, biological process: double-strand break repair; mitotic G2 DNA damage checkpoint signaling; positive regulation of DNA repair. The record is from RefSeq and is a predicted model, not a curated record. Bases 311 to 1312 code for a protein of 333 amino acids. Gene Ontology annotation, cellular component: BRCA1-A complex; BRISC complex; nuclear body. Lineage: Eukaryota; Metazoa; Echinodermata; Echinoidea; Temnopleuroida; Toxopneustidae.